AUGGAACCCUUCUCACCACCAGAACCAGGGUUUCCUGCAGAAAAGAGCUCAUCUGUGUCACAGAAGAAAACCCGUGUCCUGGUGGGUGUGACUGGAAGUGUGGCUGCCCUGAAGCUGCCUCUCCUCAUCGCCGAAUUGCUCAAAAUCCCGGUGCUUGAAGUGAAGGUGGUCACUACUGAGAGAGCAAAACAUUUCUACAAUGCCCAGGAGAUUCCUGUCACCCUCUACAGCGAUGAAGAUGAAUGGCAGCUGUGGAAAGGUCGUUCAGACCCAGUCCUGCACAUUGAGCUCAGACGGUGGGCUGACCUCAUGUUGGUGGCACCUCUUGAUGCAAACACGUUGGCAAAGCUCGCGAAUGGCAUCUGUGACAACCUGCUGACUUGUGUCAUCCGUGCUUGGGAUCUGAGCAAACCUCUGCUCUUCUGCCCAGCUAUGAACACGGCCAUGUGGGAACAUCCCAUCACAGCUCAGCAGGUGGAGCAGCUGAAAGGCUUUGGCUACACAGAGAUCCCCUGUGUGGUGAAGAAGCUAGUGUGUGGAGAUGAAGCUAACUGGUCCAAAAGGAAAAGCUUUUACAUUUUGUUCUGUCCAACACUUGUUCUUCUCCAAGAAUUACUCCCAAGAUUCAAGCUGGUGUGAAUCCAGGACAGCUCGCUUUCUGUGGGUCUAACUGCAGAGUCAUGGGAAUGGUAUGAAUUUGGCAAAUCUUUUUUAUAG
Molecule: messenger RNA, 717 nt
Organism: Antrostomus carolinensis (chuck-will's-widow)
Lineage: Eukaryota; Metazoa; Chordata; Aves; Caprimulgiformes; Caprimulgidae
Gene: PPCDC
Product: phosphopantothenoylcysteine decarboxylase
Biological process (GO): coenzyme A biosynthetic process
Cellular component (GO): phosphopantothenoylcysteine decarboxylase complex
Molecular function (GO): FMN binding; phosphopantothenoylcysteine decarboxylase activity
Source: RefSeq, a predicted model, not a curated record